Molecule: messenger RNA, 882 nt
Organism: Solanum stenotomum
Lineage: Eukaryota; Viridiplantae; Streptophyta; Magnoliopsida; Solanales; Solanaceae
Exons: 2
Coding region: 1-882 (293 amino acids)
Source: RefSeq, a predicted model, not a curated record
AUGGAUGACUUACGAGAUUCUCAAAAAGUAGUAAUUCAAGAUGCAUUAGAUAUGAGUGAACUGACAACUGGUAGGGACUUGAAUCAACAACUUGGUCUUUCAAGAGCUUGUGAUACUCGUUGGGGAUCUCAUUAUAAAUCCUUUAACAAUUUUAUUCUUAUGUUUAGUUCUAUUCUUGAAGUUCUUGAAUUACUUGCUCUUGAUGCACGAAGUAUGGACGAAAGAGCCAAGGCAACGGGACAUCUUGAAUCUUGUCGAACAUUUGAGGUUGCGUUCAUGUUGCAUUUGAUGAGAGAUCUAUUAGCAAUCACAAACGAGCUCAAUAAAUGCUUACAAAGAAAGGAGCAAGAUGUUGCAAAUGUAAUGCUACUUGUUGAAGUAGCAAAGAAAAGAUUGCAACCAUAUGUUAGCUCUUUAAGAUCACGACGAAGACUUGCUCACUAUACAGUCUUACAUCAUUACCGUGUUGAAGUGUUUUGCAAUAUUAUUGAUUGGCAACUCCAAGAGCUUAAUGAUCGUUUUAAUGAGGUAGCUACUAAUUUGCUCCAUGGAAUUGCUUGUUUGAUUCCAAUUAACUCAUUUUCAAGUUUUGACAGCAAAAAAAUAAUGAGGAUGACCCAAUUAUAUCCAGAUGAUUUUGAUGAAUUUAAUAUGGAUACUCUUGAGAAUCAACUUGCAAGUUACAUUAUUGAUGUUUGUGAUGUUGAUGAAAGGUUCUCUGAUAUAAACGGACUUUGUAAUCUUUCCAAAAGAUUAGUCCAAAUGAAAAAAUAUCCAAAUUAUCCUCUAGUGUUCCGCUUAGUGAAACUUGCUCUACUUCUACCAGUUGCCACUGCAUCCGUUGAAAGAGCUUUUUUCGGCAAUGAAGUUUAUCGAGAAUGA